This is a messenger RNA of Heterobasidion irregulare TC 32-1, 4030 nucleotides long. RefSeq lists its product as uncharacterized. The transcript is spliced from 20 exons. The coding region runs from base 1 to 3762 and encodes 1253 amino acids. Lineage: Eukaryota; Fungi; Basidiomycota; Agaricomycetes; Russulales; Bondarzewiaceae. The record is from RefSeq and is a predicted model, not a curated record. Gene Ontology annotation, molecular function: ATP binding; protein serine/threonine kinase activity. Gene Ontology annotation, biological process: protein phosphorylation. Gene Ontology annotation, cellular component: cytoplasm.
AUGGCAGGGUCACCGGCUUACGGCUCGAGCUCGACGAGCGCAAAGUUGCUGAAUGACUAUCAAUUGGGUGACUCGUUGGGGAAGGGCGCGUUCGGUCAAGUCUAUCGCGCACUCAAUUGGGCUACCGGGGAGACCGUUGCUGUCAAGGAAAUACAGCUGAGCAACAUACCUAAGGGUGAAUUAGGCCAAAUCAUGUCAGAAAUCGAUCUCUUGAAAAACCUCAAUCAUCCCAAUAUCGUCAAGUAUAAAGGGUUCGUCAAGACGCGAGAAUACCUGUAUAUUAUUCUAGAGUUCUGCGAGAACGGCUCUUUGCACAAUAUAUGCAAGCGCUUCGGCAAGUUUCCCGAAAACCUUGUCGCUGUAUAUAUCUCGCAGGUCCUUGAGGGGCUGGUAUACCUGCAUGAUCAGGGUGUCAUUCAUCGCGAUAUCAAGGGCGCGAAUAUUCUGACGACGAAAGACGGCGCGGUCAAGCUUGCGGACUUUGGUGUCGCGAGCAGCACGACGGCGGGCGCGAGCGACGACGCGGUGGUUGGGAGUCCCUAUUGGAUGGCUCCGGAGGUCAUCGAGCAGUUCGGCGCUACGACGGCCUCGGACAUAUGGAGUGUGGGCUGCACAGUGAUCGAGCUCCUCGAGGGACGUCCGCCGUAUCAUUUCCUCAAGCCGAUGCCAGCGCUCUACCGCAUUGUGCAGGAUGACAGCCCGCCGAUCCCCGAGGGGGCAUCCCCCAUCGUCAAAGACUUCUUGUAUCACUGCUUCCAGAAGGACUGCAAUCUCCGCAUUACUGCAAAGAAGCUGUUGCGGCACCCCUGGAUGGUCUCGGCCAAACGACAGAUGGCAGAGAGCCAACGCGCGCGAGGCAUGUCUGAGGGACCGGGUGGGGGGAGGCCGCUUAGUAACUAUAAUUUCGACGAGGCGGUGCUAAAGGUGCAAGAGUGGAAUGAAGCACUGAGAUCGAAACACCCAGCACCACGUCGGGACUCUACCACCGACGGCGCGCCACAUUCGCCGCUGGGGUCGCCGAGCGACCCUUCGUUCGCGCUGCUACCCGCCUCACUUUCCCUGUCUGCAUCUGUUUCUUCGCAGACGUCGUCGUCGUCGAACCUGACCCGGAAGGCUGCACCUUCAACCAGCUCAAAGAACGCGACACCGCUGGCGAUGCCGGGCCCGUUCGUGCUCCAGCAGCCGGAGGAACAAACGGACAAUUGGGACGACGACUUUGAAGAGGGCAUCUCUUUCUCAAAGCUGCAAGCGCUGGAGAAGAGCACCCCAGAUGACGACAAGCCGCUGGAAGCCGACGACAACAACGCGCAGACUAUCCGCCCGAACCGCAGCCCGAGCUCCGCCGCCUCCGCCGCCGCCAAACCGCCACCGCCGGAAAUUGCACCGAUCGUUGAGGACUAUUCAGACCUUGGAAUCGACGAGGACGACGUGUGGCAGGAGAAGUUUGCGGACUUCAAGAUGAAGAAUUCGUUCCGCAAGGGCCUUUUCCACCCUGACGACAUCAAGACGCUCGGGCUCCUGCCGUCGUCGCCGGGCCCCAAGACCGCGCCGUUGCCGGAGCUCGGGCGCAGGUCGUCGCGGCCGGUGUUGAGCCCAUUAACAGCGGCACCGGGGUACCCGGGUCCAUUGUCUGCGCGCUCGCACUCGACGUCGCAUUCGCGGUCGUCGUCGUUUGUAGGCUCGACAAACGGGUCGUUCGGGCGCGCAGAGGUAAAGAAGCUCGAGCAGCAGAGCGAGUUUGGGAAAUAUACAGAGGACGAUGACGAGGAUUACGACGAUGUGUUUGGGAAGCCGAAUGGAACCUCCAUGGAACAGCCUAUGCAAACGCUACAGCUGAACACUCGCUUAUCGAACAAGUCUUGGCUAGGCGAUGACGAUAUCGACGACGAAGAUCCUUUUGCGGAGAUUGACGAGGGCUUCGUGGAAGACGACCUCGAAGCGAAUUUGCAGCGCGACAAAUAUGCGCGCUUGACGAGUCAGGUAAACCAACUCAUCGACGAGUUGACGCCGUCUGCGCCGGACUUCCAGCUGCGCGAAGCUUGCGAUAAUCUGAUGGGGAUCAUAUUGGAUACACCUGAGAUGCAAGGGCAGUUGGUGUCUGCACAUGGGAUGCUUGCGAUACUUGAGGUCCUGGAAAGUAAAUGUUCCCGAGAAGUGACAAUGAAGCUUUUGCAAAUCGUGAACAUGCUCGUCACGGCCGAUGCAGGAUUCUUAGAGAGCUUCUGCUUGAUCGGCGGAAUUCCUGUCAUAAUGGGCUUUACAUCCAAGAAGUACCCAUCCGAAUGCCGGCUGCAGGCCUCGAACUUUAUUCAGUUGCUGUGCCAUGUCUCCGUCCUGACUUUGCAAAUGUUCAUCUCGUGUCGGGGCCUCAAGGUACUCGUCGACCUGCUCGACGAGGACUUCGCGGAGCAGAGUGACCUCGUCGUGCAUGCACUCAACGGGAUCGGGAGCGUGUUCGAGCUACAGAGUCCGACGACAAAGAACGACUUCUGUCGGAUGUUCAUCCGGGAGGGCUUGCUAGACCCGCUCUCGUCGGCGCUCUUGAACGUGAUGACGACCCAUGGUGACAAGGCAUCGACGAUGAAGCGGAAGAUCAUCCAGAUCUUGCUCGUAUUCUGUCAGGUGUCUCAGUCAGAUAUACAUGUGCGGAACGCGCUAGGAACACGCAAGGUCGUUAGACGUCUCCUGCGCGGUUGCGAGCUUCUCGAGCCUGAGUGUCUGGUCCAUAUGUUGAAGGCAAUCAAGCACCUCUCAAUGAAUGCAACGAUAUUGGAGGUCCUCCAGAACGCGAACGCCAUUGAGAUCCUCGCUCGAAUCCUGGAUGAACAAUGCUCCGGGCCUCACAGCGCGGAAAUGUCCAACCAUAUCUUCCAAACGUGCUAUAACCUAUGCCGCCUGAACAAAUCAAGACAAGAAGAGGCAGCCCAGGCUGGGAUCAUACCAAGUCUGAUGCGGGUCAUCGAGGCCAGCUCUCCCCUCAAGCAAUUUGCGCUGCCUAUUCUGUGUGACCUUGCCAGUGCGGGCAAGAGUUGUCGAACAUUGCUCUGGCAAUUCGACGGGCUUUCGAUGUAUGUCAGGCUACUCACCGAUCCGUACUUCCAAGUCAGCGCGUUGGAGUCCAUUCUUUCAUGGUUGCAGGAGGAACCGGCUCGGGUGGAGGAUGAGCUUGUGAAGCCGGAGGCUCUCGAGGCCUUGCUCAAAUGCUUCAUCUCGGCCAAGGCGAACUCAUUCGAGAACCUCCUCGACCCCUUCCUCAAAAUCUUCCGCGUUUCUACUAGUAUAACCAUCGGUGUCGCCAAAUCCCAAUUCUUUCGACGCGUCAUCGAGAAGCUAGACAACAGCAAGGCCGUCGUGAAGCUCAACCUCCUUCGUAUCCUGCGCACGGUGUGCGACGUCCACCCCAACCGCGCGAUCCUGGUCGAGCGAUACGGGAUCUACGAGCUCGUCGUGCGGCUCAAGCAGAACGACAGUGCCGUGCUCGUGCGCGAGCUCGCCCGCGAGAUCGAGCCGACGCUGGCACCCGCGCUGAAGCCUCUGCGAACCAAGACUAGCCUCAAGGGCCUCGAUUCACCCAAAUCCGUCAUCGCGCCCAAGAAGAGAGUCCGGAGGACGGCGUCAGAGGCGUCCGCGCCGCUGCUUUCUCCUUCCGUCAGCCAGAACGGGACCACGCGGGGUCUCAGGAACAGCGGGAACGGGAAAUCGAAGCCGAUGCCUUCGCGGCAUAGGUUGGGUGAUAUCUCGUGGCAGCCCGGCGAGCAGUGAUGGUGACGAUGCAAGCUAAGGUCUGGUAAGUUUUUUCGAUUUCUUUUUUUUCGUUCUUUUCAUGGGUUCCCUGUUCAUUUAUUUCAUCGGUUCUGUACGCACUCGUUACCGGCAUGUCCAUUUUUUAAGCUUUCCUUGCAUUCGCACCAUACGCACUCACUACCCAAUUCAUUGCAAACAAUCUUGCAUCCUCGCAUUAAUUCAGCACAUCCUUCGAAUUUUACUGUAUUAGUGGUCUGAUACCGUCUAAUCUAAUAAGUUAUGCGUU